Messenger RNA from Puntigrus tetrazona (Sumatra barb), 9721 nucleotides. RefSeq names its product receptor tyrosine-protein kinase erbB-4-like. Gene Ontology annotation, cellular component: basal plasma membrane; signaling receptor complex. Gene Ontology annotation, biological process: cell surface receptor protein tyrosine kinase signaling pathway; protein phosphorylation; multicellular organism development. The coding region runs from base 688 to 4887 and encodes 1399 amino acids. Gene Ontology annotation, molecular function: ATP binding; transmembrane receptor protein tyrosine kinase activity; epidermal growth factor receptor binding. Lineage: Eukaryota; Metazoa; Chordata; Actinopteri; Cypriniformes; Cyprinidae. The transcript is spliced from 29 exons. The record is from RefSeq and is a predicted model, not a curated record.
CAAGGAAAACAAGCCAAUCGCAAUUCAGUAUGUAAAUAGAUGUUAGAAAGAAGACCAAUCACAAUGCGGUUUGGGAAUCUUCUGGUGACGUCACCUGCGUCGAUCGCUGUUUCAAAAAGGUGUCCACACUCAAGUUCUGUAGAUACAGAGGUGAACAUGCGUUUCCCGGAAAUUCAUGUUGGGAGAACCUUUGGAAAAACCUCUAAAUGUGAACAAACGCCCAGUUGAAGAAGACGCCGUAUGCAGAACAAGACAGGUGUAUUUAGAAACGAGCUCUUCUCGAGCCAAUCAAAAACUUACGCCGAGCACUGGAGGGCGGGUUCUUGUCUAAUUAUGCAGACUUUUGACCAAUCGAAUCAGCGGAGGGCGGUGCGGACUUCGGUGGGGGCGUGCCUCAGGCUUUGUGCCGUCGCAGCGCUGAAGAGCGUCUGAAGAGAGUAAUGGCAUGAGCCUUGCGUCGAGAUCCUGUCAAAGCACUAUACAGAGAAUUUCUCGCACCUGAACUUUGAGACCCUUUCCUGAGGACUAUUUUACCAUUUAAACGGGACGUGUUAUUACCUUACAUACUCUGACACGCAACAGCAGCACUUGAGAAGUCACUCCACCGGCAGUUGCGUUCCUGUCUUGAGACAUUUAAAAUAAAAGGAUAUGGUGUUGGACAUGUGAAAUACACGGGAAACUUCAAACAUGAAGCUGGCAUCUUCUCUGUGUUGCCUCGGCUUUCUUCUCACUUCUGUGGCUGUCCGUUUCAGCGACUCGCAGCAAGUAUGCCCUGGCACAGAGAAUAAACUGAGUACUCUGUCAGACCUGGACCAGCAGUAUCGGACCCUUCGUAAAUACUAUGAGAACUGCGAGGUGGUGAUGGGUAACCUGGAGAUCACCAGCAUCGAUCGCAGUCGUGACCUGUCCUUUCUUAGGUCCAUUCGUGAGGUGACCGGUUAUGUUCUUGUGGCACUAAAUCAAUUUGAGUAUCUGCCCCUGGAGAAUCUGCGCAUCAUCCGCGGCACCAGACUGUAUGAAGACCGCUAUGCUCUGGCCAUCUUCCUCAACUACCGCAGAGACGGCAAUUUCGGGCUCCGUCAGCUUGGCCUUAAGAACCUUACAGAAAUUCUCAAUGGAGGGGUGUACGUGGACCAGAACAAGUUCCUGUGUCAUGCCGAUACUAUCCACUGGCAGGAUAUAGUGAAGACCGCUCGCCCUGAUCACCUGGUUGUGCCGUCCAAUAGCAGCAGCUCAUGUCAGAGGUGUCAUAGAGGCUGUAAUGGGCGCUGUUGGGGGCCGAAAGAAGACCAGUGUCAGAGCUUGACGAAGACGGUGUGCGCCGAGCAGUGCGAUGGCCGAUGUUUUGGGCCGUACGUCAGUGACUGCUGUCAUCGCGAGUGUGCUGGAGGCUGUUCAGGACCAAAGGAUACGGACUGCUUCGCCUGCACUAAUUUCAACGACAGCGGUGCGUGUGUGACGCAAUGCCCUCAGCCCUUCGUUUAUAACCCCACCACGUUCCAGCUGGAGCACAACCCACGAGCCAAAUACACAUAUGGAGCUUUCUGCGUCAAAAAAUGCCCACAUAACUUUGUGGUGGACCACAGCUCCUGCGUCAAAGCUUGUCCCAGCAACAAGAUGGAGAUGGAGGAGAACAGAAUCAAGAUGUGCAUCCCUUGCACUGAUAUCUGCCCAAAAGCAUGCGAUGGGAUCGGCACAGCUAGCCUCCAGACGGCUCAAACCGUGGACUCCAGCAACAUUGACAGAUUCAUCAACUGCACCAAGAUCAACGGAAACCUGGUGUUCCUCAUCACAGGCAUUAAAGGGGACGUAUACCACAACAUAGAGCCCCUGGAUCCAGAAAAACUCAACGUGUUCCGCACAGUUAGAGAGAUCACCGGCUUCCUAAACAUUCAGUCCUGGCCAGAAAACAUGACUGAUUUGAGCGUAUUCUCCAAUCUGGCAACCAUCGGUGGCAGGUCUCUCUACAGUGGCAUCUCUCUUCUGGUUCUAAAGCAGCAGUGGAUUUCCUCACUGAAGCUGCAGUCUCUCAGCGAGAUCAGUGCUGGAAACGUGUACGUCACCAACAACAGUCAACUCUGCUACUACAACACCGUCAACUGGACGCGACUCUUCCGCACCAACACCCAGAAGUCCCUGAUCCGCAACAACCGUGACCCCAAGGAAUGCAUUUUGGACCGUAUGAUAUGUGACCCUCUGUGCUCUGAUGCUGGCUGCUGGGGUCCGGGGCCCGACCAGUGCCUGUCCUGUCGUUUUUUUAGCAGGGGACGUACCUGUGUCGAAUCCUGCAACCUGCACGAAGGACUGGCCGGCUCUAGGCCCAAGCUGCUCACCAGGCCCUAUGUGGUCGAGAAGCGGGAGGCGGGUUUGGAGAGGGAUGUACGCGAGUUCGCAAAUGGAUCAGUGUGUCUGGAAUGCGAUGCGCAGUGUGAAGUGGCGGACGACGACGGUCUUACCUGCACUGGGCCUGGUCCUGAUCACUGUGUUAAAUGUCUUCACUUUAAAGACGGACCCAACUGUGUGGAGAAAUGCCCUGAUGGCCUACAGGGAGCAAACAGCUUCAUCUUCAAAUAUGCUGAGGCCAACAACGAGUGUCACCCUUGCCAUGUCAACUGUACCCAGGGAUGCACAGGACCUCGUCUGCAAGACUGCAUUGGCAUGAUGGACAGGACUCCCCUCAUUGCGGCUGGGGUUAUUGGAGGAUUGUUUGUGGUGAUCAUCGUGGGCCUGAGCGUUGCCAUAUCAGUGAGGAGGAAGAGCAUCAAGAAGAAGAGAGCCUUGAGACGCUUCUUGGAAACUGAGUUGGUGGAGCCUCUGACACCCAGCGGUGCGGCCCCGAACCAAGCCCAACUCCGAAUUCUGAAAGAGACUGAGCUGAAACGGGUCAAGAUUCUAGGAGCCGGGGCCUUUGGCACUGUUUACAAGGGCAUCUGGGUACCUGAGGGUGAGACUGUGAAGAUUCCCGUUGCCAUAAAAAUCUUGAACGAGGCGACGGGCCCCAAAGCCAAUGUGGAGUUCAUGGAUGAGGCUCUGAUCAUGGCCAGCAUGGAGCAUCCUCACCUGGUGCGGCUGUUGGGCGUUUGUCUAAGCCCCACCAUUCAGCUGGUCACUCAGCUCAUGCCCCAUGGCUGUCUGCUGGACUACGUCCACGAGCACAAAGACAACAUCGGCUCCCAAUUACUGCUCAACUGGUGUGUUCAGAUCGCCAAGGGUAUGAUGUACUUGGAGGACAGGAGACUCGUGCACAGGGAUCUAGCUGCUCGGAACGUCCUAGUGAAGUCACCCAACCAUAUAAAGAUCACUGACUUCGGUCUGGCUCGCCUUCUGGAUGCAGAUGAGAAGGAAUACAAUGCAGACGGGGGCAAGAUGCCUAUAAAGUGGAUGGCUUUGGAGUGCAUUCACUAUAGGAAAUUCACCCACCAGAGUGACGUAUGGAGUUACGGAGUGACUAUCUGGGAGCUGAUGACAUUCGGAGGAAAGCCGUACGAUGGAAUCCCUACCCGAGAGAUUCCUGACCUGCUGGAGAAAGGAGAGAGGCUUCCUCAGCCUCCCAUCUGCACUAUUGAUGUCUACAUGGUCAUGGUCAAAUGCUGGAUGAUAGAUGCAGACAGCAGACCCAGAUUUAAGGAGCUUGCAGCAGAGUUCAGCCGAAUGGCAAGAGAUCCACAACGUUACCUAGUCAUCCAAGGAGACGACCGCAUGAAGCUGCCCAGCCCCAAUGACAGUAAGUUCUUCCAGAGUCUGCUAGAUGAAGAGGAACUGGAGGAUCUGAUGGAUGCCGAGGAGUAUUUGGUGCCACAAGCCUUCGGUAUUCCUCCACUAGCAUACACAACCAGAUCACGCAUGGACCCCAACAGAAACCAGUUUGCGUACCAGGACGGCAGCUUCGGCAUGGAAGAGAUGAUGGCCACUAUCCCACGGGUUGUGGCUGUGUCCGCGGUCAGCCCAGGCUGUUCUGCUCAGAAGCAAUCCAUGACCCAGCAGGGGGCCUCGGGGUCCUCUGAGGCAUUUGAAGACAGCCGCUGUAAUGGCACUCUCAGGAAGAAGGCUUCACCCAGGGCGAGCACCGGCGAGGACAGCAGUGGCCAGCGUUAUAGCGCAGAUCCAACUGUGAUACUGUGUGAGCGCGGAGCGAGAGCGGAGACUGACCAGGAAGGAUACAUGAGUGCCAUGCAGGACAAAAAGCCCUCAGAUUAUCUCAACCCUGUGGAGGAGAACCCGUUUGUCACCCAUCGCAGAAACGGAGAGGUCCACACUCUCGAGCGAGGUUACCACAGUACCUCCAACGGACAGCCCAAAGUGGAGGAUGAGUAUGUCAAUGACCCGUUAUACCUCAACACCUUCCAUAACUCUGGCGAAAAGAGUCACGACAUAUUGAGGAAGAACGGAGUCCCUGUGGUGCACUCAGCAGCGGUGGCAGCAGCAGUAGUAGCAGCAGCAGCAAACAGUGGAACUUCCACCAGCCAGAAUCUUUCCCAAACCAUGCAACCAGUGGCAUCCAACACCCACGUCACAACACAGCCUCUCUACCAAGGCAAACAAAGCAUCUCCACCCUCUCAGGCCACACCCUCCACUCUGCCCAUCCCGGACACACCCUACACCCGACGCACACCCUCCAUCCCGCUCACUCCGGGACCAUCAAGGCUGACAUAAAGCCCAAAAAGACAUUUGACAAUCCUGAGUACUGGCAGCACAGUCUUCCCCCCAAGGCCACUCUCCACAACCCAGAGUAUCUGCAGGAUUGCAGCACACGCUUCUUCUACCGACAAAACGGACGGAUCCGACCUGCCGUCGCUGAGAACCAGGAAUACCUGUCCGAGUAUGCGCUAAAACCGGGCACCGUGUUGCCACCUCCUCCCUACCGACAGAGAAACACUGUUGUGUAGCAAUGAUGGCCCGAGACAAACAAGGAAAGUUGGAGGUAAAGAGUCAUAGUGUGUUCUCACCCUGGCUCUCACACCAGCAUCCCGAUCUCUCCGCUCCUCUCUGAACUGGAUUGAACACCCGACCUCCAAUGACCUGGAACUGAUCCACUUGAGUGAGCUUCUCCUCCAGAGGCAUUGGUCACAGAUGGCCACAUCAAUCAAAGCUCCUUCUUGCUUGUCCCUCCUCACUUCAAUCCCCAUUAAGACCAGUUUCCCCUACCUGAGCCCAGCUUUUGGAAAGCGACACUCUUCACAGAAAUUGGUAGAUGUCACACUCAUCUCAUUGAAAGCAAGUACUGAUGUUGACGUGCAACGUGGGUUGAUCCAAUAGCAGAGAGGAGUCAUUCUUUUGUGCAAUUAAAGAAAUGUUUAUCGUUUAUCUUGUUUUGGGAUUUUGAUUUGAAGAUACGCUAAGAUCUACUGUAAUUUAUGACUUUGGUUAGCAUAGAUUAUUUUAGCACUCCAUACAUGAUUUUAUUAAGCAGAUGUGUUGUAUGCAAAUCCGUCAUAUUGGGAAUAUCGUUGUGGGACAAAAGGGCCCAAAAUGGCUCUCAAUAUCGUCUACUGAUUGAGACUGAAAUGUAAGCGACAGGACUGGCUAUAUGCUACAUGCUGUUAUAUACAACAAAACAUAUGUUGAUUACAGUGUGGUGUCAACUGGGACCUUCUCGAAUGGCGCAUCUUCAAAAGACACAUUGUGUAAUGUUCUGUUCAAAAUAUUUGCAUAAUUCAUCUGCACAUGUAUUGCUCAAACAAGGCACUUUUUAUUACUUUCAUUGAGCCAUUCUUUCUUCAUUUUUGACUCAUAAGUAGGACUGGAAUGAUUGCCAACUGGAAACAGUCUUGCGGCCUGUAAAACUACAUGUGCAAAGGCAAUGACUAGUGCUCCACGCUGAGAACAGUAUCUCCAUGCAUAUGAACAAGUCCGUACUGCAGCCCGCCACAAAAUCAAUAACUUCAUAAAAGCUGAUCUGCAACAGUCUACUGUAAUAACAUUUUUUAUUGUUGAUCUUUCCAACAUUGAUCUGUAUGCUCACAGAGUUGUCACCUUAAGGUAGCCUUCCUUAUUUUGUCAUUUAAUGUGUGGAACGAAAACCCAGAUUGGGUUUACCUUGAACUUUAGAAGCUAAAAUCAAUACUAGCGACCAAGAGCAUCCACGUAGAUGGAGGAGAAUGGAUAUUUACACUACAGAGCUACAGAGGCCCAGCAUUUUACGGAAGACUCGACAGCACAACGCCUGCCUCCUCUUCUGAAAUACGGCCGGAAAACUGUUAGAACUAUAUAAACUUGUCCCACAUGCAAGUCAAUGAGAUGCACAAGACUUGCGAUCAAGAUGGCAGCUUUUCUAGCUGGGUUCAUUAAGGCAUGUUUUGAGGGACGUUUUGAAAUCAAGAAGGCAGGAGUACCAUCAUGCAGUACCAUGAGGAACAAAUGAGAAUGUACAAAUGGAAUCAUUUGCCCCGAGGUCAGAGAUGAGACUGCCUCAAAUCUGUCAACUCCAUUUGAACUGUCUCCCAUAAUGACUUUUCUAUAAGAAGUGUCUCAUGGAGCUACACUGAUAGUAAUUUAGGAAGAUAACGCAUCUUACUUGGGCACGUUGUUCUCCUCAAAUGGUGAAAAACAACUUUGCUACAUCUUCGGUAAAACCACACCAUCCAGGUUUCUACAACUAGAUUUGUGUAUAGUUUGAACACUGCCAGUCACUAUUCUUUUUUGUUUAGGGGAAUAAUCAUGAUGUUAUGUUGCUGGUGUGGAGAUGUGAAAUGGUUUUAUAGCACUUAACAGCCUGGCACAACCGCAUGAGUUUGUUUUAAACAUCAACGGCACUGAUUGAAUACUCAUUUAUUAUAAUCAUAGCUACAUAACGAUAGCACACACCACCCGCCCAUAUACUUUUGUUUUGCUCUAUCAUUUUUUUGCCUUUGAAUGUUGUUGUUUUUUUUCUGCUUAUGAAUAUGAAGGUUUACGGUUACAUGGAGCACUUUAAUUAAUGAACAUAACAAAGAUAGAGCGGAGUUCUUUUCAUUGUGGGAAUUGCUGUUCCCAUGCGAUAACAGAUUAGACAAAUGACAUUUUUGGCUCUCUACUGGAAACCAAAUCAGGGAAUGUUAGUGACGCGCAGUGAUUUUGCCAAACACAGAUGUUUACUAAUUGAAGUAUUUAUCUCAAGCUUUCAUCCUUAAAAAUAAUGUAAUUAGGGCAAAAUUUAAGGUGGAUCACUAAGAUUAUCUAUAUAAUAAUAAUAGACACCUUUACAGGACAAAACUGAUACUUGAAAUUGCUUAAUUUUAGCUCCUGUAGAGUUUGGAAAGUAGGUUAACAGUUAGGAAGUAUAGUGUGUAGAACUAAGGCCAAAUUAUAUUUUUUAUUCAUCUUUCUUGUAUUUAUGAUGAACCCAGUGCAUAGUUAUCUAAAAGAUUCUGGUUGGGGUUAUGAAAAGCUCCAGAACCUCCAUGAAAACCCUCUUAUUUACAAUUUCUAAGAGUUUUGAAGCUUUCAGUUACCUUCUCUUAGCCUAAUUAAAGGCAAGGACCUCGUGCAUUUGCUACUGAUAACAUCACCGCAGGUCUGGGUGUUUAAAUCUAUAUGUAGCAACUGCUGUGAAUACAGGGUGGGUAAAGAUCUACUAAAUCCAUCAAGUGAGGAACAACUAGGCCAAAACAGAGGGAGAAGAAUACCUGAUGUGUGAGGGUUACUGUUUUUGAAGAUUUUCACAGUUAGAGACUGUUAUUGGGUGGAACUGAUUAUCUUUGUAAACAUUUCCACUUUCUAGGAACUCUAGGAAAUGAGGUUUGGAUGGCGCACAACAUUUUGUCUCACUGCACAUUGUUCAUUGGUGACUCACAUUUCGCAGAAUCAAGAAGAACAUGCGAAAGACAUCUUUACAUGAACUUGUGUGUAUAUAUAUAUAUAUAUAUAUAUAUAUCUGAAGGGGCUUGAAGAUAAUUAAUCAAGAGUAGUGAGAUACUGUUGAAGGCUUGUGUUCCACUUUUUUAAGCAUUGCUUUAAAAAUCUGAAGAGUGAGUUCACUAAGUUUCAGUGCAACACACUUGAAUCAGCUCUUUAAAAUGCUUCAAGUGUGCUGGUUGUCAUGCUGUUUUUCAUCAUUCAAUUAAUGAUCAGCAACAUCUUUUAUAUGAUUUCUGUUAAGAGUAAUAGGCCAAUAGCAUUGAGUUAAUGAACCCAAUUUAAACAAAGGAUGUGUACGCUAAAAUAAUAAAGACUUAAUUGACAGUAAAUACAGCGAAAAAACUAUUUUGCUAUAUUUAGUGUUUGGUUAAACUGACUUGUGGGUGGCUGAUUGGAAAGUGUGGCAUUUUGAAUUAAAAAAUCAAAUGCAGAAGCACUUAGUGAAUUCACCCUUUGAUCCUUUUUUGUUUGUUUUUUUAGCUUUUCUCCUUCAUUUCUAACAUGUAUCAGCUAGUUGCAAUAUACAUGUAAAAUCCACGUACAAUUUCAUUAAUGUGUUUUAACGGGCCCUACAAAAAAAACUUUUUUUAUAAUACUAUGUGAUCAUAUAUUUUAUUGUAUAGAGAGGCAAUAAGCUUUACAAAACACAGUGCGUUUCAGUUUGUGUUAUCACAUUACUGUUAAGUUAUGAGUAUGUUAAAGCACUUCAUGUUUAACACCACCAGUUAAUGUCUUUUCUUUUAUAAUUUCUCUUGAAAUGCUCAUUGGAACUUAUUUUGCAUGUGGCAAGGUAGUCAGAAAGUAUCGGUAGACUAAGCACAGUUAAAAAAAAUCGUUUUAUAUUACAAAGGACAAAAAAGGGAAGAAAAACACCUUCCUGCAACAUUGACAUUUGGAAUGGUUGUUCCUCAUGAUUUUACUACUGUACGUCAAUGAGAAAAUGUGAAUAGUAUUUUUAUAGACAGUUGAAUUGGCCAGAUGUAUUUGUAAAUAGCUGAGAAACUUAUGCUCUUUUUGGACUGACCUUUUUUUUUUUCCCCCAUUAUGUUUUGUUGACUUAUAUUGUGUGUGACCGGUUAUUCUUAUUUGAUGGCUGUAUAUAUCUGUAAUUUGAACAGCACAUAUUUGAUUUUGUAGAUCUUGCAGGUUCUUUUAGUACUUCGGUGUGUUUUUCGUGAUCGUAUGUAGCCCGGCUUGGUGCUUUUUGUGUUUUUUAACCUCUGCCCGUGUUCAAGAGGUAGGAGAUGUUUUCUUUCUGUCAGGUAUAGCCUCCCUCCAUCACCCCACAAUUUUCUCUUUUUGUACAGAAUCCAGCGUGGGGAAUCUGCAGCUGUGUGACGAUAGCAUUUGUAUCUCCCAGGAAUCUCUCUCGAACUCCAGUUAGGCUUUUCCUGACUUUAGUCCCGGUCAUAUGGGUAGUGUCUAGUUCUUUCUCAGUAUGUAAUUCAUAUUCAUGCACAAUCUCCCAUCUCUUCACAUCUGCAGCCAACCGCACCGUGAGCGAGCUCAGGCUUAGCCGCGAGCCACGAGCGCGAAUACGGUGAAAAAUGAUGGCAAAAGCUGAGCUCAACCAUCUCAAAUACAUCCGCUAUGGUGUUCCUCCAAGAGAUCUGUAAGUCAGAGUGUAUUAUUCACGCUGUCAAGUGGACUAAUUGCCUGGAGUGGUGUUCAUUUGGCCACGUUGUUAUUGAGUGACGGCUCAUCAAAACUAAAGUCAAGUCUUGUCAUUUUUGACGCCCAUCUUCAGCUCUGGUCACAGUAAAUUUCUUCACCACAGCUUUCCCAUUCCCCAAAGCUAGAGCAUUUAAAUACUGUUUCACAGUUUUGUUACCUGAAUCUAUAUUUUUAAUUUAAUAUAAAUAAAUAAAUAAAUACAACACCUGA